This is a messenger RNA of Penicillium cosmopolitanum, 621 nucleotides long. RefSeq lists its product as uncharacterized. The record is from RefSeq and is a predicted model, not a curated record. NCBI's taxonomy places the organism in Eukaryota, Fungi, Ascomycota, Eurotiomycetes, Eurotiales, Aspergillaceae. Bases 1 to 621 code for a protein of 206 amino acids. The transcript has 3 exons.
AUGUCGAAGCUUUCCGACUAUCGCUUGCUUUCGUUCGAUGUUUACGGGACGCUCGUAGACUGGGAAGGGGGCAUUUUUCAUGCAUUGCAGCCAACUCUAGCCAAGAAUAAUGCUCAAUUUUCACGACAACAUCUGCUGGCUCUUUAUCAUGAGCUUGAGCGAGAGCAGCAGAACAAGACUCCCGACAUGCCCUACCACGAGCUUUUGACCACUGUCCACCCGGAACUUUGCCAGCGCUUGGGAGUUUGGACACUGGCCCGCAUUCCCGACACCGUUGAAGCUCUGAAGCGUUUAUCGAAGAAAUACAAGCUAGUCGUCCUGUCUAAUGUCGAUCGUGCUUCCUUUGCCAAGACCAACGCCGGAAGUCUUCAGGAUUUCCAUUUUGACCUGAUAAUCACCGCCCAAGAUGUGGGGUCCUACAAACCCGAUCUGCGAAACUUCCAGACUAUGUUAGACGCUGCCGAUUCGGCCUUUGGAAUUCAGCCCUCCGAGAAGAUGGGAAUCAAGUCUGUUUGGAUUGAGCGCCCUGGGGCUACAAUGGGAAACCUGCCGGAGAAUAUUUUUGACUGGCGUUUUGAUACAUUGGGAGAUAUGGCUGAUGCGUUGGACGCAGGAAGGUAG